AUGCCCAUGGACAUCCCUAUCAAGAGUCAAAUCACAUCUGAAUCUGCAGUACGCAGAGAAUGUAGAGGCUGGGUGAAGCGGCUCAGCACGCCACGGCGCGGCGCGGAGCGGCGGCGGCGGUGGCAGAGGCGGUGGCUGGGCGGGGAGGUGGAAGAGUGCAUCAGUACAGAGACCGACCAGUUACCAGUACACCGGCAGGUCUGGACAAUGGCAGUGGCAGCAGUAGUGUUGGUCGUGGGGUUCAUGUGUACACAUGGGGCACACGCUCGCCUUGACGACCUCUCCCGCGCUCGCUGCACGGCCGCCUGUAUGGAUCAACAGAACAAGAACCAGUGUGAAUCAGAGUGUGGCCUGCUGACUCAGACAAAGCCCGGGAAAUGUCCACCUGAAGAUACUCUGAGCAUGUUCGAACGUGCUUGUUUCCAGAACUGUGUCCGAGACGUUGACUGCCCGGGCACUGACAAGUGUUGUGUCCACCAGUGUGGAGUCACGUGUCAACAUGCUAUCGGCCUCAAUAAGGAGCCAGGUUUACCCGCGGUUCCAAUGAAUGUGACGGUGAAGGGAACGAAAUGGCAGCGCUACAAGGCCGUGCAGUGGAUCCCUAGCAACGCUGGGCAAGGUAGGGUAGUAUAUUUAGUCCAGGAGAGGAAACACGCCGGCCUACAGCUCACGACGCAGCUGUUUGGUUCUUGGCGGACACGCAGUCGCAGAAAAAGGAACAAACACAUGCUGACCAGUCUCACCCCCGGUCACUGGUACCAGGUCAGGGUGGCAGCGGUCAACGCGAACGGCUCAAGGGGCUACUCCCUACCUUCUGAUCCUUUCAAGUUAGAUGUGGAGCCAAACAAACCCGAGGAACCUAACAAUCUGACUGUGUCAAAGCAGGGCUGGGUUGACGGCAGGCUAACAGCAGAGUUGCACUGGGAACGCCCAAUCUCCGACCUCCCUCUGCAUCACUAUAAAGUCUUCUGGAGUCACUGUGUCAGGCUGAGCCAACAGGAAAAUACACCCUCAAAUCCUUGCAAGCCAAAGUCAGUCAUCGUCAAGCACAAAACUGUUACAUAUAAAAACACACACUUCAUCUUGAAGGACUUGGAGCCGUUUUCACUGUACUUCAUACAAGUGCAAGCAAUCACAAUACCAUAUGGCCCAAAAAAGCUGGCUUCAGAAAAAGCUGCAGUAUUUAUUGAUACCAAUAAACUUAAAAAUGCCACUUAUAAUUGGAGGAUGCAGCCACAAAAUGUGGUGAAAGACCUAAGAGUGCUGGGCUUUCAUCGGACAACUUUGGAUGAUCUGGAGGCCAGGCUUGUCUGGAGUGCCUCGCCUGGACGAUUCCAGGUCAGAUGGGCUCCACAUUCUUCCUGCAGUUGUAUCAAGAACAACCCCACCUACCAGGCCAUCACAGAGGCCUUCCAGUACAACAUUGACCAUUUGGUGUUUAACUGCAAGUAUCAAGUUAUAGUUAAUGCAAUCAGCAGUUCAAAAAGCGCAAGGUUCACGUUCACUACUCCACUGUGCACUCAAGUCAAUUCCAAAUUACCAUGUUGAAUUUGAAAUAUUCAGCAUAAAAAUUGCUGACGUGUAUUGCAGCUUGUGUUUACAAACAAGUACAAACUUCUAUUGUGUGAUAUGUUUUAAUGUAGAUCUAAAUUUUAAGAGCUCAUUGUUUUAUAGCAUUCAGUGGUGUGAUCUACAUUAGUUGGAAGAUUCCUGAAAUUCUGUUUUCAGUGCUUAAUCUUAUCUCUUUACUCCUUUACAUGGCUCCCUGACUACCAAAAGUGUGAGUACAGUCUUCAAGUGUUUACAACUGAUUCACAAUAAAUUUAGAAACAUGACUGGGCCGAAAUUAAACUCAGAAGUAUGAAGACCUUUACAGAGGCUACAAACUCAUUCACUGUUUAGCCAUGUUAAGGCAUUGGGGCGGCCAGCUUUUCUAAAUCUGUGGUUAACCUCUGUCAACAAUUUUCAGUAAUCCAUGUUCACUCAUCUGAAUCUAGAAGCCAAGAGCUAGUUAAACUUCAUGCUCAAAAAACUCUAGGGUGGAAAGCCUUUAGUUUUUCAAACAAAAAAUAAAAUAAAAAUACCUGAUGUCCCAAAAACCACAAGACUUCAAGAUACUUAAAUUAUUCCUAGCCCCAAAUCAAGAAACCCUAGCUUAAAAUCUGAUUUUUAAGUAAUGGUAUUUAAGAACACAGAUGGCCGCCUAAAUAUAAUCAAGAUUCCUUGUUUUGAUCAUUUCGAUAUACCAUAUCUCCCUACGCCACUGCUUAUUAUUUAUCCAUAUUUGACUUUUAACAGUAAUUGGAUGUGAUAGCUUCAUGAGUUAAUGGAUGGUUAGUAAUUUGGAGUAAUACUCAUUCUUUUUCUAUUGUAAUGAGAAGUUUUUUGCCUGGUCCCCAUGAAAGUAUUGCCCACUGUAUCACAUGUAUUGCAGACACAAGCUGUGUCUCCUCAUAAACAACAUGUAUAUUUACAAAACUAAUUUCACAAGUAUGUUAUAAAACUGUUCAGAAAACUUUCCAGAAUAUCCCAAGUCCUUCCUCCUAUAUCACUGACAUUAUUUUCAGUAUUCAGUAUUUAACAAACCAACGCUCCAUCAAGAAAAUCACUUCUGUCACUCGUCUUACUUAAAAUUCAUCAUUAAUUAUAAUAAAAAUAAAAUACAAUUGAUUUUGAGGCAGUUUUCUUUGCUAAUCUUUGUAAAAACUAGUUUAUUAAUACUCCACAUACAAGUAUUUGAUACUUGUUUUAAGGGGUAACACUUGCAAUCUAAUGUUCCUAUGGAUAUUUGUACUUAUAAUAAAUCCAUAAUUCUUUGUUUGAAUGUUAUUUUUUUUAUUUUUUGUAUAAAUCCAUAAUUAUUGUAAUUCAGAAAACGCCAUGAUUAUUUUGAUAAAAAUCUCACAUGCAUACAUUUUGAAAUUAAAGGUGUCAAAUCUUUCUUACACCAUCUUGUGUAGUAGCAGGGAAAGUAAAACCAUGUUUUGCUUGUUGAACUUUAGUUUAUUGUUCAUGUACCACAACAAAUGUAUUUGUUAGAGUUAUUAAAGUGUGUAUAUUUAUAUACUUAUUAAUUUACUUAGUUGAUCUUUCUUAUUAUAUUUUUAAAAUGUAGUGUAACAUAUUUUAAUAUAAGACAAGCAUAUUAUGUUUUUUUUUAAUAAGACAUACAGUUCGUUCUACCUCUUUCAGUUGCCCUUACCAUGAAUGGUUGAAAAUUUUUUUGUGUAUUAAAAAAAAGAAUUGUUCACAUAGUGAUUUUUAUGGAGUGUAUCUGAAUCCAAGUGACUAAGUCUCGAAUGUGUUUUAGAGGCUAAAAUAAGAUUUUUAUACUUUAUAAAAUCUUUGCCAAAAAUAAAUCCUUAAGACCACACUGCCCUCCAAAGUUUGAAAAGUUUUGUUUCAUAUAUUAAAUAGAAAAUGUGUUUAGUUAAAAUAGUAUUACAUGUUAUUCAGCCAAAUACUAAUAGGGGUUUUAAAAAAGUAUGUGAAUCAAAGUUCUUCCAAUUUACUGACUGAUUUUUUCUAUUUUAAGAAAGAACUCUGCUGAAAACAUCCUUUAAUAUUCUCAAAUGGCUCUUGAUGGUCAUCAAACUCUGCAUUGUUAAAAACCCAGACAUCCAUUUUUUAUGUUUGUCAGAAAGUGGUUGGUAGUGUAGGAGGUAUAAAAAGUUUUCCUUAUUAGUCCAAUACAUUUCAAUAAAUCCACAACAAUAAAUUAUGUCCCAUUUUAAAUACAGCAGAGAAUUUUCAUGUGGGUUGAGAUACAGUCUGUACAUUUGAUACAUUAACAUUAAGUACUUAAAGUUAAGAACAUACUAUAACACUUUCAGUCCCAGCAGUCAUGUUAAUCUGCAACAAGUGUAAUUAUCCUGCUCACAUUGCAUUUUUGUAUAUGUAUUUUUACAACUUUUUUUAUUAGUCAACUUCUUAAGAGAUGCAAUUGCUGUACCAUAUAAAUUUUAAAACUAGAUUUUAUCACUGUCAUAAGUUUUGUUGUAUUUUUUUAAAUUCUUGACUAUAGUAUUCUUUAGUAUCACAAGUUCAGUAUAUUUUACAUGAUUGUUAAACAUUAGUUCUUAGCAUAUUGAAGUGCAAAUAGAUUUAGAUUAGGUUAGCAGUAAAGCGUUCCCUGAUUAAUGAUGAAGUAACAAAUACAGGAACUAGCUCUUUUGUACAUUAAGCUACAAUGAUCUUUUUCAUAGAUUUUCUAAAUGAAAGUAAUGUGUUGUAUAGUAUGUAUGGUUUUUACAUUUCUUUUAUGAAGAAAAGUUUCUUGAAUUAUGUCUUGAUUUAUUAUAGAUUUCUUUAAUUGAAGGCAUAAAAAGUGUAUUAGUAGUUUUUUUUUAUUAUAUAAACAUUUUGAUCUCUUUGAUACAAUUAACUUGAUACUUAACUAUAACUAAGUAUCUUUACAUUAAUGUUUCAAUGUAAAGAUACUUAGUUAUAGUUAAGGCAACCAACAAAAUAAGUUUUUAUGUAUUUAGACUCUUACAAUUGUAAAAAAUUAAAUACAUCAUCAAAACAAGAAAAAACAUUUGAAACAAAAAUAUUUUAAUCAGAGCAGAAUAAGUUGGUAAAUGGCAAAUUAAAUAACACAAAACCCGUAAAUUAAAAAAAAACGUUAUUUAAAUUGUUUUAAUCUUAUUUAUAUUGCUUGCCAUGUUGAACUUGGAAAUUCAUAAAUUGUUAACAAUGUUUGCUCACUCUGUAAAAAAAAUAUGAAAGUGGUAAAAUAUACUUACACAUCAUAAUGUUAUGCAAAAAAUUAAUACUGGCCCCAAUACAAACCUUUGAGGUAUUACUCAAUUCACAACUUCAUUGUAGCUUUUAACUGAGGGAUCCUUUAAAAGUGAAUUUAUUCUUUUAUCUAAGAACAUAACCUUGAGAGAGUACAUUCCGUAGCAACAAAAAUGUUCAGUUACAGUAGUUAUAUAUUUCUCUAACUCUACAUUUCUUUUUCAGGUUCCUAAAUCCUCAUUACCUUGUCUUUAAUUUUUAUGUAUAAAUAUAAAAUUAUAACAAUAUUAAAUGUAUAGAUUCUAAAUCUGAAAUGAUUUAAUAAAAAUGUGCCAGCCAUCAAAUCAUAACUAGUUACUUUGUCAACAAGUAAGGCUGAAAAUAUCUUUUAGUUUAAAAGUAAGUAUAUAAUACAAUACUGAUUCAUAAUCAUGUUGAUCUUGAUAUUGUUCAAUUUAAUUUACUAUUUUUUUAUAUAGUUCUGCAAUAUUCCCAAUUGUCUUUAACAAAUUUGCUUUUUCUUUCUGUUCAACUAAUGACAGUUUAUUUUGUGAAUAUUACGCCAAUAAUUCAUUUUUUUGUUCCUCCUCCACUUUGGAAAACUCUAUCUGUAUUUAUUCUGCUUCUCCAUUAUUCCUUGAAAAUUCCUUUUUGUAUUUAUUGUUUCUAAAUUUAAAGUUUUCAUCAUAUUUUAUACUUAAAAACCAAUACAUCGUUAUGUUUCAUUGUUGCGUUUAUAAAACAAAUUUAUGAAGAAAAGUUUAUUUUAAAAUUUAAGCUCUUUAACUUUGUUGUUUACAUUUUAUUGUCAUUUUGUAGAUCUCGUAGCUAUCUUUAGAUUAGUUCCUCUAAUCUUCAUAUCUUCUGAAUAGUGUUUAUUUUUCUCUCCACAAGCAGUGUUUGUUGAAUAACAAACAACUUUUUGUCAGUUUUUACUUUUCAGUGAAGGAAAUAUAUAGCUCUAUUUCACUAAUAAGACACUCUUGGUAUCCUUUCCUUUAGUUUGCAGUGAUGAAAUCCCUUCACAAAGUGUAUAAAUUAAAUUUCCAAUCACUUGCCUUUCCUGUGUAAAUGUUCAAAUAAAUAACAAUAAACCCAUUUACAAUAUUUAAUAGCUUUUUCUUUUACAGUUUCUCUGAUCGCUUUUCUCCCUCAAUUUAAUCUGUAGUUUUUUACUUCUGCCCAUAUUCUGACUUAACAUUGUCCAAUCUCGUUCUUAGCUAUAGUUAUUGUUCGUUUUGUAUUCCAAUCUCUAAAUGGCAAUGGGAUUUAUAAAACACUAAGCUGCUUUCACUAUUGAAGAAUUUCUUUGUAAGACUAUGCUGUUGAUGUCAGCUUAAUCUCUAAUAAUGGGAGAAUACUUACUCCCAAUCAGGUGUUGUGUUCUUAACAUUACUUGUGUAGGAUUGGAUUAUGUCCAUACAAUACAGUGAGACUAUAACCGAGAUGAAAAUGUUUUUGAUACAGGUAGAACUGGUUUUUUAUUUUUGUAUUCAGCUUAGAAUCAUAUACUCCUGGAGCAGAAACUCAGGUUGUCUCUUCAUUGAGGUGAUGAACUUUUGCCUUUACAAACGAGUCUUGAGAUCUAGGUGUACAAAUAACCUAUUGAAACAAUGUACAAUAACUGUAACAAUUUUAACAUUAUGCAAAUUUGCUACGAAUAGAAAAUAUAUUCAUUAGAGAUUUCUGUAUUGUCCAUCACUUAAAUCUUCUUUCUUCAACAAAUUGCAGUAGUCACCAUAGUAUUCAUAUACAGGUGUGAUUAAUAAGUAAGUGUUACUAAUUGAUAUAUUUGUCAUGUUUUUAUUUUCAGUUUAUCACAUAAAUAAAGAUAUUUUAGGUUAAUAUUUUCCCACCAAACACCAUGAUCAGAACCUUUAGUUAUAAUUAUAAAGUUUGUAGUUAUAAUUUUAUUUCUAAGUACCUUAACAUUCUGUUAGUGAGUUAAUAUUUUAGUUCCAUAAUAUAGUUUUUAGAACUUUUGUAAAUAAAAUUAUUCUUUUUGGCACUUU
Homalodisca vitripennis (glassy-winged sharpshooter) is the source of this 6752-nucleotide messenger RNA. RefSeq names its product anosmin-1 (gene Kal1). Gene Ontology annotation, cellular component: extracellular region; cell surface. Gene Ontology annotation, biological process: neuron differentiation. The transcript is spliced from 8 exons. Lineage: Eukaryota; Metazoa; Arthropoda; Insecta; Hemiptera; Cicadellidae. The coding region runs from base 1 to 1548 and encodes 515 amino acids. The record is from RefSeq and is a predicted model, not a curated record. Gene Ontology annotation, molecular function: peptidase inhibitor activity; protein binding.